UACCGAUUGGUCAACUAACCGGAAGAGGGAAUUUCAAAACAAAGAAAGCUAUUUUUAUGCAAAAAAUGAUUUAAUUGUCGUUGUUCAUCGCUUACAAGUAGUAACUUUAAAAGAAAACUUUACAUGCUAAAUGAAGGAUAUGGAAAAGAAACAGUGUAAGGUGAAGGUAGUAAUUAGGGUACGACCCCCUUUGAAACCAGAUGACAAGACAAGUGUCAGUGCUACAAGUGAUAGUGUACAGAUCUUCAAUCACAGAAAUGUCAAGGAAAAUAUACAAUAUCAAUUUUCAGCUGUUUAUGGCAUGGAGAGCACACAGCUUCAGAUUUACACAGACUGUGUGAAACCAGUCUUACCAAAAGCCCUUAAAGGGCAGAAUGUCUCGAUAUUUGCUUAUGGACCCACUGGUGCUGGUAAGACCCAUACUAUGUUAGGUACAUCAUCUAAUCCAGGUGUCAUACCUAGAGUUAUAAAUGGUCUGUUUGAACAGAUUGAGGAGGACAAAAUAUCAGAAGAGGAUGAAUGGCAGUAUAAAGUCACUUUUUCAUUUUUGGAAAUUUAUAAUGAAAAGGUUCAAGAUUUGUUGGAGCCAUCUGGGUCAGACUUGCCUAUCAGGGAAGAUGCUGAUAAGAAUAUACUUAUUCCAGGGCUAGCCAGAAAAGAAAUACACAGCUUUGAUGAAUUUAAAAUGGCUUUUGGACCAGCUUCCAAUAAUCGAACUGUAGCAGCCACCAAGUUGAAUGAACACUCAAGUCGAAGUCACAGUAUAGUGCAGCUGACUGUCACAAAGUCAAAGCCAUGCCGGACACUGCACGGGAAAAUAUAUCUCAUAGAUCUGGCUGGCUCAGAAGAUAAUAGACGUACAGGGAACCAGGGUAUCAGGUUGAAAGAAAGUGGAGCAAUAAACAAAUCUUUGUUUUCUCUGGGAGAAGUAGUAGAUGCCAUCAACUCAGGAUUACCAAGAAUUCCAUACAGAAACAGCAAAUUGACCCGACUCUUACAGGAUUCUAUUGGUGGAACUUGUCAUUCAUUAAUGAUAACAAACAUUGCACCAGAGGAGAGAUAUUAUUAUGACACUUACUGUACACUUAACUUCGCCACUAAAAGCAAGAAAAUUGUAAAUAACACGGCAGUCAGAGAAACUGCUGUAGGCAUUGUAAAACCAGUGCCUCAGGUGAGGAAAGCAUCUCCAGUUGUGAGGGAGUCGGAGUCCAAGGUGAAGAGACCACGCCUUGAUUGUAGCACAGAUUCUAUCUCCAGUGAUGCACCGUCACUAAGUCCUCUAAUGAAGAGACAAGAGCAGUGGGAGGAGACGGUGAACAAACGUCUACAAGAACUGGAGAGUAAUCUCAUCAGUCAGAUGAAAACAAUUCAUCCUGUCUUACCUGCUGGUGGCCCAGAUGGUGCACAGACCCCCAAAACAAAGGCAAUUCAAGAAAUGCAGCGGCAAUUAGCAGCUAGUCAUGCUCAGUUAAAAGAGUUGACUAGCAGGCAUAUGAAGUCUCCACCCCCUGUGAAGUCUCCGCCCCCUGUAAAGUCCCCACCCCCUGUGAAGCCUGUUAUACCAGUUCAACCAGAAAAACAUAUCUUAAAUGACAAGACAAACUCAGGGAAGUCAGAACUGCCAAAACCACAAAUUGAGAAGUUUGAGCGUCCAAUUAGUGGAAUAAAGAGAAAGAAGGUUGAAGAAUUCUCAUGUAGUCCCCUGUUUGCUCGACCUGUCGGCAAAAUGAAGAAGAAAAACUUUGUAUCGUCAGCUAGUACUGCUAGUAUAAAAGAUUCUGAUGAAAGUAAAGAGAAUUCAGCCAAAGGGGAAAAGAAAACAUCAGCAAAAGCAGAAUCAGCCCUGCUCAAUUCAGUAUCUCAACAGAAAAGAAAUGAAGAGUUUUUACAGAUUUUAAACACUUCGUCAGUAAAAGAUCUCCAGUCCUUACAAACAGUGGGAGCAAAGCGUGCCAAACUUAUCUAUGAAUGGAGGGAGACAUAUGGGUCCUUUUCAGAGGCUGAAGAUUUGAAGAAAAUACCUGGGUUUACAGAAAAAACAUUUCAAAAGCUUUUACAUAGUAAUUUAGUGACAGUGACUUGAUGGAGGAACAAAUGAGCUUAGGAAAAUUAUUGUGCUGAAGUUAAUCAUGUGACACAAUAUGUAUAUAUAAAAUCUACAGGCAGGAUGAAAUAUGAAAUAUACUCGUAAACAAUGUCAAAAUAUUCACAGUUCUAUUCAGGAAAGCAUAGUUUCAUUGAUAUGGAUGUAGUGGAUUCUGCUUUGGCAUGAAUUACUAACUGCUCAUGAUUAAAGAAGAAAAUACAGGAAUGAGUUAGAUUCUUGUGUACAUAAUUAUUUUAACUCUUCCAGCACUCACAACUUAAUAUUCUAUACAUAUAUAUGUGUUUUGUAUGGUGCAAAUAACAAACGGGGUCAGAAUGUGCUACAAUGCUCAUAUCCUUGCUAUUACCUAUUGGCUAUAUUUAGUAUCUUGACUCUGAUCUCCCCAUUAAUGUACUAAUGGACUGUUCCAGAUUCAAAACAAGGAAAGUCCAUUAUACAAACAUAGCAGUUUUAAGGCACAACCAAAUCACAGUACUCUUAGUGUCAUCAACCAGUGUUUCUUAAAAGUAUAUUUGAUAUUUGGCCUAUUUUAAGAUAAUUUAAUCUAAGCUUUGUACAUGUACAUUUGUAUAUAGAUAGAAGAGGAGAAUGUAACAUUAUAAAAGUGUGCAAUUGUGUAUAUAAUUUUGUCAGAAUGUUGUCUUGUUUGAAGUAAUAUUUUAAAUAUGUUUCAGAAAAAUAUUUCAUAUUAUUCAUAACUUCAUAUUCAUUUUCUGUUUGAUUUUAACUACAUUGUUUACAUACCUCCGAAAAUUGGACCAAAUAAUUUAUAAACAUGUAUUUAUAUGAUAUUUAAAAUUUGUUUACUAUUCUUUAAAAGCAUACAAUGUAUUUGUCAAAUUAUGUAAUAACAAUAAAAAAAGCAUUUUAAAAAUCACCAUUCUGGUACAGAUAGUUGUAAUAUUACUUUUUAUAUCUAACCAUUAUUAAUCAGCUCCGCAUCUUGAGUAUAUGGUACGAAAGUUACUUGUAUACUCAUCUUUUGUUGAUCAGUAAGGAAACAAUCUCAUUAUUCUUCAUUUCUGAUUAUUUCAAAUGACGUUUUAAAAACUAGUCAAAAGUCCUAUUGCAAAAAGUUAAAACUUGAAAUACUUAAAAAAGAAAAAAAUCUCCUGCAUAUAUGUUUGUAACUUCUGUCAAACCAUGACCACGAUCAUAGUCUACACUGUUUGUUAUUCAGUCAAUACAUCAUUUGAAAAUUUACCUGAAAUGGUUGAAUGGUUUUGUCCAAACUGAAAGAUGGGCAAGGCCAUUUAUGACAUUUAGUGUGGUCAGGAUUAAAAGUAUUUUAAUAUUGAUUGAUUUAGACUGAAAGAAUACAAUAAUUUAAGUGCAGCUCCAAAAAUAUAUAUGUAUAUGUGAUUAUGUACCAAUAUGAACAGUGCAGACCAAGACUAUGUAAUCAAUGCAUACCAAGGUUAGCCAGUAUAUCCAUGCCUGUCUGAUCCUGGUCUGCACUGUUUAUUAUUCACUCAGUAAAUGUUUUGAAGUUUUCCGUUAAAAUGUGUUUAUGUCCAGAUUAACAAGUCCAGGGCCGGCAAAAUCUGAUUUUGUCUUACUUUUCCAUUUUCUGAAUGAUCAAAUCUUUUAGUCACUUGUCCAUAUGAUAUUUAUAAAGUAAAUAUUUGAGAAAAUUCACUUGUCCGAACAGGCUGUGGGAUAACCUGGGCAACACUGACAAGUAAUUUUGCCGCCUCUGAAGUCCAUUUAAAAUAUUUAGUAUAAUAAGGGAUAAACUGCUUAUUCUGACUGUUGAUUUGUUAAAUCUUUAGAGAUGAUGUAUAUGUGAAUAUUUCAUGAAAAUAAGUUUUUUAUAUUAUACUUGUAAAUGAAAUAUUGAUGAAGUAAAAUGCGUAUUUUCAUUUUCCAUAUUGUCACCGUAAAAUUUUUUUAUUCACUGCAGUGAAACAUAUCUUUUGUAUUUUCACUGGUGUCUUGUUGGGCUCUCUUAUAAUGUCAAGUAAGUGAAUAUGUAUAUCCUCAAAUUUUUUGAUAAAUACAGAAUUUAUUUCGGUCUUGUGUUAUGAAAAUGAUCAUUUUUCACUUGGGUAGCCACUCAUCUUUAAAAUAAGGAUUUUUAUAUUUAUUUUUAUAAUUAUUGCAUUGUUGUAUUUUCCUGCCACAAUCAAAUUUUGUUUUCCUAGAAAUUUUGUCACCACAUUAAAAUACCUGUAUAUGGAUUUUAUUAUAAUUUCUAACCAUUUAGCAUUGAUGUCAUGAUUUAUCUUUGAUUUUGUAAAAAAGUUUUAUAUAUUUUAUUAUGUUAUAUAAUUAUUUCUGUAUUGAAAGGUUCAUCUUAUGUAACAACUUUAUAAAAUCUAUAUAAGGUAAAAUUAUGCUGUUGCAAUAAUCCUAUGGUUGAUUCUUGAAACAGCUUUAUCACAGGAUGUUUUUAUCAUUUGAGCCGCGUCACAACAAAGCCAACAUAAUGGGUUUGCGACCAGCAUGGAUGCAUCCGUGCAGUCUGAUCAGGAUCCAUGCUGUUCGCUAUCAUAUUCUCUACUUGGAUGCGCAGGCUGGUCUUGAUCCAUGCUGGUAUGUUGGUUUUGUUGUGACGUGGCUCAUUUAACACACAUGAACCUUAUACAGAAAUAGAAUAAAAUGUUCAGGAACAAAAUAUUAUGCUUUUAUUUAGAGUAGGGUUUUAACUGUUUGGCAAUGUUUUUUUUGCAUGCUCCAUUCAUUUGUCAGGAAGUAAACAAAUUUCUUUCAUACAGGUAUUUUCUAUGUAUACUCUUUCAAAACAAGAAUUGUGUAGACUACAGGCAGCAGAUAUAUAGCUUUAUACACGAAAGUUAAUAAAAGAUGAUCUCUAAAUGUUAUUGCUGUAAACUUAUAUUUGAUUUUGUUUGAUUGGGCUUUACAUGGCACCGACACAGUAGUUCGUAUGGCGACUUUCCAGCUUUACUGUUCGAGGAAGACCUUGGGUACCCUUCUGUGCAUUAUUUCAUAUUAACUUAUAUGCAUGUAGACUAAUUCAACAAAUAUGAUAUUUAAGUUUUAUUUCUGAUUUAUGUCAUAAAUUAUUUUUGUAUUAAAUUUGUAAAAAGAUUUGAUUUUUAAAUUGUGUUGUAAUAAAUGGCUAUUUAUACUUUGCAGAAGGAAAGAAUUAAAUUAAAUUUAAAGA
Ruditapes philippinarum (Manila clam) is the source of this 5234-nucleotide messenger RNA. RefSeq names its product kinesin-like protein KIF22. Lineage: Eukaryota; Metazoa; Mollusca; Bivalvia; Venerida; Veneridae. The record is from RefSeq and is a predicted model, not a curated record. Gene Ontology annotation, molecular function: DNA binding; microtubule motor activity; microtubule binding. The transcript is spliced from 17 exons. Gene Ontology annotation, biological process: microtubule-based movement; DNA repair; mitotic spindle organization. Bases 131 to 2083 code for a protein of 650 amino acids.